Messenger RNA from Geodia barretti, 585 nucleotides. NCBI's taxonomy places the organism in Eukaryota, Metazoa, Porifera, Demospongiae, Tetractinellida, Geodiidae. The record is from the annotation of a GenBank genome assembly.
CUGCCGCAGCACUACGGCCGGUUCGCCACGGCGCUUGCCCUCGUCGAGACGCACUACGUCGAUCAAGUCGACACCGAGCGCCUGAUCUAUCAGGCCAUCGGGGGCAUGCUCCAGACCCUCGAUCCGCACUCCAGCUUCAUGGAUCCGGACUCGUACGCACGGCUGCGCGAGCGCCAGGAAGGCCGGUACUACGGCCUGGGCAUCUCGAUCAACGUGAUCGACGGCGACAUAACCGUGAUGAGCAUCUUCGAGGGCUCCCCGGCGUACCGCAGCGGGCUCCGGCGAGGCGACGUCAUCGCUCGCAUCACGGGCCAGAACGCCAAGGACAUGACCAGCGACGAUGCGGUGCGGCUGCUGCGCGGGCCCAAGGGCACGGCCGUCGAAAUCUCGAUCCGGCGCACGGGGUACGACGAGCUGAUCGACCUGACGGUGGAGCGGGACGAGAUAACGAUCGCCACCAUCCAGGCGGCGUUCGUGGUGGACGGCGGCACCGGGUACGUCAAGCUCGGCGACUUCUCCGAGACGACGGACCGCGACCUCGGUCGCGCGCUGCAGCGGCUGCGGGACGCGGGAUGCAGCGCCUGA